UUCUUGGGAGGAAACAGCCAGAAAAGUAGUUGCUUGACUUGCAACGAAAAAGAAACGAACAAAAUAGAGAGGUGAGAAAAAUGUCUGUAGCACCUACCGGUCAUCUUAAUCAUGAUGAGUCUCCAUCGAGGGGAUCUCGAAGCGUGGACUGUUUCGAGAAAUUGGAGCAGAUUGGUGAAGGAACAUAUGGUCAAGUAUACAUGGCAAGAGAAAUCAAAACCGGGGAAAUUGUUGCUUUGAAAAAGAUUCGGAUGGACAAUGAAAGAGAAGGGUUCCCUAUAACUGCUAUACGUGAAAUUAAAAUCCUAAAGAAGUUGCAGCAUGAAAAUGUAAUUAAGCUGAAGGAGAUUGUCACCUCCCAAGGUCACGAAAGGGAUGAGCAGGGGAAACAAGGUACUACAGAUGGUAACAAGUAUAAAGGUAGCAUCUACAUGGUUUUUGAAUACAUGGACCAUGAUUUAACAGGUCUUGCAGAUCGUCCUGGGAUGAGAUUUUCGAUUCCCCAGAUCAAGUGCUAUAUGAGGCAGUUAUUGACAGGGCUUCACUAUUGUCAUGUCAAUCAAGUACUUCAUCGUGAUAUCAAAGGCUCAAAUCUUCUAAUAGAUAAUGAAGGUAAUUUGAAGCUUGCAGAUUUUGGCCUUGCUCGUUCUUUCUCCAAUGACCACAAUGGUAACCUUACAAAUCGCGUUAUCACUUUGUGGUACAGACCCCCAGAAUUGCUUCUUGGAACCACAAAAUAUGGUCCUGCUGUUGACAUGUGGUCUGUUGGUUGUAUCUUUGCGGAGCUUCUGCAGGGAAAGCCCAUCUUAACUGGGAAAAAUGAGCCAGAGCAAUUGAACAAGAUCUUUGAACUCUGUGGAGCUCCUGAUGAAGUCAACUGGCCUGGUGUUUCCAAGAUUCCUUGGUAUAACAAUUUCAAGCCAACAAGGCCUAUGAAGAGACGUCUUCGAGAGGUUUUUAAACAGUUUGACCACUAUGCUCUGGAGUUACUGGAGAGAAUGCUAACUCUUGACCCAUCUCAGAGGAUAUCUGCCAAGGAUGCACUUGAUGCCGAGUAUUUCUGGAAUGAUCCCUUACCUUGCGAUCCCAAGAGUUUACCUAAAUAUGAAUCAUCCCAUGAGUUUCAGACAAAGAAGAAGCGCCAACAACAGAGACAAAAUGAAGAAUUGGCAAAGCGGCAGAAACUGCAGCACCCUCAACCACAUGCACGCCUGCCUCCUGUCCAACAUACUGGGCAAGCACAUCCUCAGCUUCGGUCAGGACCAAACCAGCCCAUGCAUAACUCCCAGUCCCAGCAUCCAGUGGUUGCAGGGCCAAGCCACCAUUAUGGUAAACCCCGUGGACCUUCUGGGCCAAACAGAUACCCUCCAAGUGGAAACUCAGGUGGGGGAUACAACCCUGGUCAUGGAGGUUAUAGUGGUGGGCCAUAUCCACAGCAUGGGCGGGGACCUCCUCCAUAUGCUGCGGGUGCUAUGCCUGGUACAGGUCCCCGAGCAACUGGCAAUGCUUAUGUAGUUGGUGCUCCAAAUUACUCCCAGGGUGGUGGUCCAUAUGGAGGUUCAGGUGGUGGUCGAGGCACAAACAUGAUGGGUAGUAAUCGAAAUUCACAGUAUGGUUGGCAGCAGUAAUGAUAAACUGUGAUACUU
This is a messenger RNA of Telopea speciosissima, 1646 nucleotides long. Its product is annotated as cyclin-dependent kinase C-2-like. The record is from RefSeq and is a predicted model, not a curated record. Lineage: Eukaryota; Viridiplantae; Streptophyta; Magnoliopsida; Proteales; Proteaceae. Gene Ontology annotation, biological process: protein phosphorylation; positive regulation of transcription elongation by RNA polymerase II. Gene Ontology annotation, molecular function: ATP binding; cyclin-dependent protein serine/threonine kinase activity; RNA polymerase II CTD heptapeptide repeat kinase activity. Gene Ontology annotation, cellular component: cyclin-dependent protein kinase holoenzyme complex; nucleus. The transcript is spliced from 13 exons. Bases 81 to 1628 code for a protein of 515 amino acids.